Molecule: messenger RNA, 5470 nt
Organism: Coregonus clupeaformis (lake whitefish)
Lineage: Eukaryota; Metazoa; Chordata; Actinopteri; Salmoniformes; Salmonidae
Product: rho guanine nucleotide exchange factor 2
Exons: 27
Coding region: 222-4007 (1261 amino acids)
Biological process (GO): cell morphogenesis; positive regulation of neuron differentiation; regulation of Rho protein signal transduction
Cellular component (GO): cytoskeleton; ruffle membrane
Molecular function (GO): microtubule binding; guanyl-nucleotide exchange factor activity
Source: RefSeq, a predicted model, not a curated record
ACAUGGCACUUUACCUGUAGACGUUUGGGGAAUUCGGAUGUUUUUCCGACUAAACCGUGGGAAGACGUGAAAAGCAUUGGACAAUCAUUACAUCUGAGCGCUGGUUGGAAAGUAGGCUAUCGCAACAGGUGCAGCCACCAAACCGGAGGCCUAUCGAGAGUGUGACGUCCAUGGCCUUGACAAGACAUCACCUUUAGAGGGUGCUGUGACUACAUCAUUCAAUGGGCUCUGAGCACAGUCCUACUCUCAUACACAUGAUGAUCGCCACACCUCCUCACUCCCCUCGUCUCCCAGGCUCCCCGACAUAUCUGGGAGGCCGCUGCGUCCCCUGUCCGGCCCCCCCACCCUCCUCCCCUUGCCCCUCUCCUCCCUCCUCUCCCUCCUCUGGAGGGGUGACACUACGUCGGACCCCCUCCUCCUCCUGUCUCACACACACUCUGGACCACCUCCACAGGCACAGCUGGCAGCCUGGAGCCAUGAUGUAUGGCUGCCCCCCGCAGUACCAGCAACGCAGUGUGAGUAUGGAGGGUUUUGACACAGAAGAGAUGGAGCAGGUGCUCCUUGGGGCCCUGGAGGGGUCCAGCAGAGGGGGGUGGGACCCUCGCCGAGCCCCCAUCACUUCCUAUGGCCAGGAGUUGGGCUCCCUGCUGUCACUCACAGAGGAGGAGGCAGGCUGCCAGACCCAGCUCUUCUCCCCAUUGGAGGAGCAGUCGUCUCAGCUGCAGGGUUUCAGUGCCUCCGCUCCCUCCCUGUGUGCCAGUCCCAGUCUGCGCCAGCUACCCAACGCCAACCUCCACCCUCCAACCCAUGCACACACUCAUACACACUCCCAGACACCUCACACACACCCCUACACACACUCACAAAACCACCAGCAUCAGUCUCAUCAUCGCUCCUACUCCAAUUCCACCUCCCAACGCCACUACCAAGAGUCUUCCCUGGGCUCUGUAUUUGGGGGUUCCACACAGAGUGUGGAUGCGGAGCUUGGUGAGCUGUGGGGGCAAGAAGAGAGGGAGCGGCUAGACGGAGAGAGAGAGAGGCGGAGGGAGGAGAGAAGGACGGAGGAACAGAGGGGUGCUCCCCCCGGGGAGGAGAGGGGGGAGAAGACGGGAAGCCCUCUGGGGCGCACCUUCAGCUUCCUGCGCAAGAUGGCCGGCCAGCGCAAGAACAAAGAGAAGGAGCGGAUGAAGGAGAGGGAGAAGGAGGCGCGGGAGCGGGAGGCGCGUUACAGCAACGGCCACCUCUUCACUUCCCUCACCGUGUCUGCCACCACCCUCUGCUCUGCCUGCAACAAGAGCAUCACCGCUAAAGAGGCCCUCAGCUGCCCCACCUGCAAUGUCACCAUCCACAACCGCUGUCGAGACACACUGGCCAACUGUGCCAAGAUGAAACAAAGGCAACAGAAGCUAGCCCUGGUGAGGAACAGCUCCGCGCUGCAGAACGUGGCUCUAAGGACCAAAACCCCUAUGAUGAAGGAGCGACCCAGCUCAGCCAUCUAUCCGUCCGACAGUCUCCGUCAGUCCCUGCUGGGCUCCCGCCGUGUCCGCUCCGGCCUCUCCCUCUCCAAGAGUGUCUCCACACAGAACCUCGCAGGGAAUCUGAAUGACGACUCACCAUUGGGGCUGCGGAGGAUCCUGUCUCAGUCCACAGACUCCCUGAACUUCAGAAACAGAGCCAUGUCCAUGGAGUCCCUCAACGACGAAGGGGAGGUGUACUAUGCUGCCAUGUUGGAGGAGCUGGAGAGGGAGGGGAAGGACUUUGAGGCUGACUCGUGGAGUCGGGCUGUAGACCCCUCCUACCUGCAGACGCACCGCAAAGACGUCAUCAAGAGACAGGACGUCAUCUAUGAGCUGAUCCAGACAGAGUUCCACCACGUGAGGACCCUGCGGAUCAUGGAGGGGGUGUUCCGGCAGGGCAUGCUGGACGAGGUGCUGCUGGAGCCGGGCGUGGCGCACGCCGUCUUCCCCUGUCUGGAGCAGCUGAUGGCGCUACACACACGUUUCCUUUCCCAGCUUAUGACACGACGCACUCACAGCCUGGCUCCUGGGAGCUGUACUAACUUUACUAUCAACCAACUGGGGGAUAUACUCACUGAACAGUUCUCAGGCCAGUGUGCAGAUGAGAUGAGGAAGGCCUAUGCUGAGUUCUGCAGCCGCCACCCCAAAGCUGUGAAACUGUACAAGGAACUGCUGGCCAGAGACAAGAGGUUUCAGCACUUCAUACGGAGGGUAAGCCGGGGGCCCCUGCUGCGUCGCCAUGGCAUCCAGGAGUGCAUCCUGCUGGUGACUCAACGCAUCACCAAAUACCCUGUCCUCAUCCAGCGCAUCCUGGACAACACCAAGGGCAGUGAAGAGGAGGCCAAGUCCCUAGCCCAGUCCCUGUCCCUGAUCCGGGACAUGUUGAGCUCUGUGGACCAGCAGGUGGCAGAGCUGGAGCGGACCCAGAGGCUCCAGGAGAUCAGGGCCAGAUUGGACCCCCGGGCCCAGGCAGAGGUCAGGGGAGGAGGGGUGUUCAGGGGAGGGGAGCUGCUCCGCAGGACGCUCCUCCACGAGGGCACGCUGCUGUGGAAGACACAAGGAUCCAGACUCAAAGAUGUGCAGGUCCUGCUGAUGACAGACAUCCUGGUGUUCAUGCAGGAGAAGGACCAGAAGUAUUUCUUCCCCUGCAUAGACAAGCCUGCAGUGUUGUCUCUGAAGAACCUGAUUGUGAGGGACAUAGCCAAUCAGGAGCGAGGGAUGUUCCUGAUCAGUGACUCCUCCCCCCCAGAGAUGUACGAGCUGCACGGCGCCUCACGAGACGACAGGAACAACUGGAUGAGACUCAUACAGCAGACCGUCAGCAGCUGUCCGUCCAGAGAGGACUUCCCCCUGAUAGAGACAGAGGACAAGGCUUUACUGCGCAGACUCAGAGCUGACAUCCAGCAGAAGGACAGGGAGGUGCUGGAGCUCCUCCAGGAGAGAGUGACUCUGUUCUCUGACCUGGCUGAGAUCACCGGUGGGGGUCAGGAGGUCAUGCCCCUCACCAACUCUAGGAACAUCUUCCGGGCCGACACCCCCUAUGCACCCCAGGCGGAAUACCUACUCACCGACGCCAUCUCAGAGGUUGACAGGCUGAGUGAGUUGCUGCUGGGUUCUAACAUAGAGCUUCCCAAGUCCAACGGUAGCACCAACGGUACCAAUGGUGACCAGAACCACAAAGGGGCGCCAGUGAGCAAUGGAGAUUCGAUCUCCGUCAACGGAACUCAUGAAUUCAAAGGAAGUCCAGCGUCCAAGGACAGAAAUGGUAACCAGCUACAGGACAGACCACUAAAUGAGGAGGUGUGUCAGAGGCUGGUGAACCUCAAUGCUCAGCUCCACGCUCUACAGGCCGCCGUCAUUCACCAGGACUCUGUCCUCGAGCUCCGCCUCCGUGAGGGCACUGGCCCUGCCUCCUCAGGUUCCUCCACUCCCACCCCCACUCUUCCAAACACCUUCCCCAGGCUGUGCCGUUCCAUGUCACGUGACACGGGUCUGGAUGCGGGCACAGUGGCAGUCAUGGGGGACAUGGCCAUGCUCCAGAGGCAGCAUGUUCUGCUGCAGGAGGAGGUGGGGAGGCUGCGCCCCCUGGAGGCCAGGCUGAGGGAGAGCGAGAAGGCCCAGGCUCAGAUGGAGCAGCAGCUCAGGGACAUGAAGGGCAGAAGGGGAAGCAGAGGCAGCAGAGGCAGUAACGGAGACAUCGUGGUGGAUGUUACAGCCUUAGAGCAGGCUCCUGCUAAAAGAAGAGGAAGUGGUGAUGGCGAGCCCAGCCCUGUCGCCCCAUUGGCCUGUCAGGAACCAGUGGACCAAUUGGACGGCGUACAGGAAGGCAGUGAGGAAGAGGAGGAGUCAGAGGAAGAGGAAGAGGCGGAUGUAGUGAAGGUUUCACCACGCUCCGACAGUCCAAGAGAUCUCCAGGAUAUCCCAGAGGAGAGCGAGUGCGGACCGGAAGCGCAGGAAUCCAAGGCUGAUUCUGAGAUUGUUCCGAGUUAACAUUGACCUCACACUGGAUACGCAAACCAGAAAACAGGACUUGAGAGCUGGACCAACAUAUUCUCAACCUCCAACCAACCAGACCUGAUAGAACUUAUCUUCAGUGAUUCCAUCUAUUCGUCUUUCUUUGGCAUAGAAAGCCUACCCAGGAAUUGUGUAUUGUAUCAUGGUAUAAGAUAGUUCUGAGAUGUUGUAUGCAGGUUUUUUACAUGUUUUUCUAAUGUUAUGUUAAAAGCUUCAUCCUCGGGAUUGAAUCCCUUUUCCAAUCCCACUCUUCGUUUCUUAUUUCCCUUUUCAAAACAAGGAAGAGGGAUUGGGGGUGAAGAGGAGGAUCGGGUUCGUAACAACAAUGGAAUUCUAAUGGUGGACUGUAUAUCUAUAGGUGUCUGGUGAUACCAGUAGGAACUAUUCUGUACUGUAACUGCCUGUCAUUGUUGUACAUUUAGACCAGUAAAGGAGGGCAGGACAGGAAAGGGGGAGGGCGGGACAGGAAAGGUGUGUGUGUAUAUAUAUAUAUAUAUAUAUAUAUAUAUAUAUAUAUAUAUAUAUAUAUAUACACACACACACUGUAUAUAAUUGUUUAAAAGAAUGUGUGGGUAUUAAUCAACUCUCACCCCCCAACCCCACUCAUUCUUGAACACAAACACUUGAAACCUCUUGUGCUUUUCAUAAACCAAAUUGUUUCUUUUUUCUAGAAAGACAACAGUAGUGAGCCACCAUGAGGGGCUUUAUACUGAAUAUUUUAUAAAAAUGGGGAAGGGGGGGGUUUACAAUGAACUGUUCGGACUUUUGGAGGAUACACACAGAAGGACCAUACUGAACCGAAGUUGUUGUUUUUUAAUUGAAAAACAACAACAUUGAUAUAUGAAUUAGGAUAAAGAAUUGCAUCCUUAGAAUUGACUAAUCUGACUGACUGUAUCUGGAAUAUUUUGACCUUAUAUCUAAUCUACAGUUGUAUGUUUCAUUCAUGAACUACUAAAUUGAACUAUUAAAACGUGGUUUACACUGCACUUAAUCAUGAGUUCAGAUUUGCCGGUGGAAUUGACUUUGAUGUUCUCUAAUGUAUUUCACCCUUAUGGUUUUUAGGAUGAUAAACUGUUGCUACCAGCCAACUCCACCAGCAACACUGACACCAACCAAAACCUCCUUUAACAAAAAGUCUAAAUGUUUGACUGUUUUUGAGCUCACCCCUUGACCCUGAAGCGACUGUAUUAUGUAGGAAUGGAAAUUAUUUGACUGGAUUCAAAGGGUGUUUCCUUGUUUGAACUACAUAAAAAAAAGUUUUUUUUCUUUAUAGGCUACAUAUAUUCUAUAAGAAGUUUUUGUCUGUAUAAAUAUUUGAUCUGUUCUGAAAAAAGAAAAUGACUUUUUAAUGUUAAUGUUGUAUUUUUGUCUUAUUAUUUUUAUUUGACUUACAAUUAUUGUUCAUUUUGUGUGCUGUUUAUAAAUCUUACAGAAAUCUA